AUGUCUCGUUAUUCCGCUCUGCCGCCGCCCGACGCUGAGACUCGCAACAUCAUAGAUAAGCUUGCCCAGUUUGUCGCCCGAAAUGGCCCAGAAUUUGAGUCAAUGACAAAGGAGAAACAACGCGACAAUCCAAAAUUUUCUUUUCUCUACGGUGGUGAAUUCUGCGAUUAUUAUUACCACAAGGUGGAAGAAGAGCGUAGUCUCAUUCAGAAGCAACAACAACAACAGUCGGGUCCCGGCGGUGGUCCUUGCGUGAGUGACACGCCAUUUUUGUUUUCAGACACAUGA
Dibothriocephalus latus is the source of this 288-nucleotide messenger RNA. The record is from the annotation of a GenBank genome assembly. NCBI's taxonomy places the organism in Eukaryota, Metazoa, Platyhelminthes, Cestoda, Diphyllobothriidea, Diphyllobothriidae.